CCUGUGUGUACGUGGCAGCAGCACUAGCACUAUGGCGUAGUCGAGAUCGACUGACAGGUCCACUGUGGACAUUGCGACUGACGUUUAAUUUCGCGUAUCAACCUUGACUUAAUUUAUGCCACUAUUUCCCCAGGGGUACUCUUACUUUGCAUAAUUACGUCGCCACCAGCUCACCACGAAUACGGCCUAAUACAACUACACCCAUAUCUUAUCAAUCCUCCAAACUGCACUCACAACUGCAAUCAAACAUCAAACAGUAACCACAAUGGCAGAACCAUCCACAAUGAAAGCCUGGCUCUACACCACCACCGCCAAUGGUCUCGAGAAAAACCUCACCCUCCACCCCUCCACCCGCACCCCAACACCCCCCGGCCCCUCUCAACUCCUCAUCCGCGUCCUCUCGGCCUCCAUCAACCCGGCCGACUACAAAGUUCCAGAGAUGCCAAUGGUCUCUCGCGUGUUGGUAUCUAAACCUGCGUCGCCGGGAAUGGAUUUUGCAGGACGAGUGGUUUCUACCGGUGCAGAGGUUAGUGGGUUCGAGAGCGGACAGUUAGUGUAUGGGACGACGGCUAUACCCACGCAGUUCGGGUCGUUGGGGGAGUAUAUGGUUGUCGGGAAGGAGAAUGUUGCUGCGUUACCGGAGGGGGUUGAGGUUGAUCAAGCGUCUACAGUGGGAAUUGCGGCGCAGACGGCGUACCAGUCUCUCGUGCCGUAUGUUUCAAAGGGGGAUAGGGUGUUUGUCAAUGGUGGUUCUGGGGGAUGUGGGAUUUUCGCGAUCCAGUUUGCCAAGAUUGUUGGAUGCCAUGUCACUGCAACUUGUUCAUCGCGGAAUGUGCAGUUUUGUAAGGACUUGGGAGCGGAUGAAGUUAUUGACUACACAACGGAGGAUGUCAUCGGUGUCCUAAAAGAACAAGGCCAAGUAUACGAUCAUGCCAUUGACCAUAUCGGUCUCCCCGAGAAUCUCUACAACGAGAGUGACUCGUUUCUACGUCCUGGAAAGGCAUUUGUGCAGGUUGGUGCGGCGUCGGUGUCCAUUUUUGCCAACAGGCUGGUUUGGCCUAGUUUCUUGGGCGGAGGGAAGCGGAAGUACGUCAUCUUCAUGAUGAAGCAUAAGAAGGAGGAUAUCGUGCAGAUUGGAAAGUGGAUGCAACAGGGCAAGGUCAGGGCUGUGAUUGACAGCACCUACGAGUUUGAAGAUGCUGUCAAAGCGUUUGAGAAGCUUCGUACGCAGCGUUCCAAGGGGAAGAUCAUUAUCCAUGUCACUAAGGAGUAAACAAUGCUUUUA
Aspergillus ruber CBS 135680 is the source of this 1285-nucleotide messenger RNA. RefSeq names its product NAD(P)-dependent alcohol dehydrogenase. The record is from RefSeq and is a predicted model, not a curated record. Lineage: Eukaryota; Fungi; Ascomycota; Eurotiomycetes; Eurotiales; Aspergillaceae. The coding region runs from base 266 to 1273 and encodes 335 amino acids. Gene Ontology annotation, molecular function: oxidoreductase activity. The transcript has 2 exons.